CUCUAAGUCAACAUCGAAACCCAGCCUGUCAACUUUUCAGAAUGAGUCGAGCAAGCAUUGAACAAGCCCUCACGGGUCUAAUACCCACCUUGAGCGGCCCUCUUCCUCCCGAACUGAUAGAAUUGGCGCUUUCCCUGCUUACGCGUUCGCGAAGCGUCGCGACCUCCAUGAAGCCAGAUGAAGAGAUCGCGCGACCAUACGCAUGCGCGCAAUUAGCAUGUGAAAGGCUGAAGAAGCGUCUGAACCUUCCCACCAUCGCAUCACGGCCGCCUUGUCCUCCACGGAUAUACAAGAAACUAUACAACUACCUCAGCAGCGCACUGCCCGACAGCACAACGCCUCGCGAACCAACAACACCACGGAAGCCAACGACCUCAGCGCCCGCAUCAGCACGCAACACACCGAAAACGCCGUUGAGCGCGAGGAAAACACCGAGGACUGCAAGGAGGCUUGACGACAACAAUGGCGAAGCACCAGAAUGGGUCAUGCCUACGAUUCGCUCCCUGGCUAAAACGUUCGAAUUUACCAGUCUUAUACCACACGUAUACACAGGCGUGGAAUCUAUCUACCCCCUCCUAUCCCGCAUGUCCGCCGCCGCCGCCGAAACACCCAGCAAGCGACCAAAACGAACCACAGCCACCACCGAUUCCUCUUCAGGAGAAGUGAGCGACACACGCGUUCUCAGCCUCAUCGUCGUAGUCUUCCUGCUCGUAUACUCGCGCAUGAAAGACAUCGACGUUUCCAUCCAACAAUACAACGAAUGGCUAGCAAAAGCCGUGAAAGCCGUUCUGGUACUCCCCGCUACUAAGGAUAUCGGGGAUGGUGAGCUACAAGCCAAGAUAGAAGAGACGAUGAAGAUGGCGAAGGAGGAGGGGUGGCUGCAGAUGCAGUGGUUCGAUAGUGUUAAGCCGCAGGACGAGGGGGAGGAGAUGGAAGGUGUGGAGAUGGGCGAAGGUGCGGUGGCUAAGGCGAAUGGCAUGGGGCUUAGAUCUGGGGGGAGUGAUUAUAUUGGUUUGGGGACAAUGAUGCAGGAUGCGACUGAUUAUCUAGGGGAGCGCCAGCAGGAGGAUUAUACGAGGUGGAGGGCUGAGAUUCUGGCGAGAGUGCGCGAGCUUGAGGGAGCCGCGUAGUCGUGGGAUGUGGCUAGAAUUCGUGAUGCAGAAUACACGUCACUAAAUGUUAAUAAGUGUGUACUUCCAAAGGCAGUGUAUACUUCUGGCUUAUCAAUAAAUUUGCAGAAUACGACACACAUUGUAGCCCUUCCAGGAUGCCGAUG
Alternaria rosae is the source of this 1276-nucleotide messenger RNA. RefSeq names its product origin recognition complex, subunit 6. NCBI's taxonomy places the organism in Eukaryota, Fungi, Ascomycota, Dothideomycetes, Pleosporales, Pleosporaceae. The record is from RefSeq and is a predicted model, not a curated record. Gene Ontology annotation, molecular function: DNA binding. Gene Ontology annotation, cellular component: nuclear origin of replication recognition complex. Bases 42 to 1130 code for a protein of 362 amino acids. The transcript has 2 exons. Gene Ontology annotation, biological process: DNA replication.